This is a messenger RNA of Ascoidea rubescens DSM 1968, 652 nucleotides long. RefSeq lists its product as uncharacterized. Gene Ontology annotation, molecular function: ATPase activator activity. The transcript has a single exon. The coding region runs from base 111 to 632 and encodes 173 amino acids. NCBI's taxonomy places the organism in Eukaryota, Fungi, Ascomycota, Saccharomycetes, Ascoideales, Ascoideaceae. The record is from RefSeq and is a predicted model, not a curated record. Gene Ontology annotation, biological process: protein import into mitochondrial matrix. Gene Ontology annotation, cellular component: PAM complex, Tim23 associated import motor.
AGAAGAUAUUGAAUCGAAUUUUGUUAAGUUUUGAAAACAAGAGGAUAAUACAAGACAUCAAUAAAAAUUAGAAAAACAGAAGCAAUUUAACUUUUUUUUUGGAUAGGAAAAUGGAUCAUCAAAACACAGGGCACGAAAUUUCGACAUUGAGUAGUACAGAUCAAGUGCUACAGAGCGACCAACAACAACAAUUGCAACAGUUACAGUAUGCGCAGUACAAACCGCAGUUUUUGAAUCAACAACAGCAAGCACAGGUAAACAAACCGGCACCAGGGACAGCAGACUACUAUUUUGAUCAGGUCGUGAAUACAUGCUCAGAACACCCAGUGUUAUCUAGUGUGGGAGGGCUCGCGUUGAUAUAUUUUGCCAGUGGGUUUAUCAAGUCCAAACAACCGGGAAUCAAUGGAAGAGCGUUUUUGAAGGGUGGAUUUGGCAACAAAAUGUCAGCAAACGAAGCACUUCAGAUCUUGAAUCUCAGAGAGAGCACCUUGACCAAAACUAAGUUGAAGGAGAGCCACCGAAGAAUCAUGUUGUUGAACCACCCAGACAAAGGUGGUAGCAGAUAUUUGGCCACCAAAGUCAACGAGGCCAAGGACUUCUUGGAGAAGCGUGGCGGAUUGAAGAACAAAUGAGCAGCGCAAGCACCACCAGC